CAUUCAUUGUCUUGCAGUUUAAAUACUGAAGUGUUAUACGUACAUGACAGCAUGGAAAACGAACCGAAGAAAUUAUCGCCAGAACGACUUUUGAUGUUCAACCAUCCAGGACAAUGCUCUCCAAAAAUGAAGAAGAAGAUAGACAACCCUCCAACCUCACCAGGAACAGGAAGACAAGAUGAUAUUUUAGAUUCUCCAGUAUUUCAAAAACCCAUGAGGCUUACGGAAACAACUAAUGGAAAGGUACAGAGCUUCCCUGAAACUCUGAAAGAAAUAAACAAAAUUGGAAAAACUCUCAACAUUGUGUCUGUUGUUGGAACGCUUAGAACUGGGAAAUCUUUCCUCUUGAAUAAACUGGCAGGAAUCAAACCGGGCGAACCAGGUUUCGAAAUGGGUCAUUCUCCAACAGCAGUAACCAAAGGUAUCUGGGUAAUGUGUCGACAACAUCCUACACAAGAAGACCAGGUUCUUGUUCUCCUUGACACAGAAGGCAUCGACGACCCAAAGAAGGUAGACAUAUCGGAUGACCAGUCAUUGUUUAUAUUAGCAACCCUCUUAAGCAGUACAAUGGUUUACAAUACAGGAGGGAACUUUGACAGAAUGGCGAUUGAUAAGUUCAAGAAUCCUUUCAUGUUAGGUAGAUGAAUAUAAAAACGCAUGCUUUGACUUCUAAAUGUACAUGUUUAUAAUCUACAUAAGAUGCAUAUAUUUAAAACAUUUUACUAAUAAUAUGAUUAUUAUUCAUAUAAAAUUAUGAUAAUGAUAAUUAGAAGCUGUUAUUAUAAUAUUAGUUUUUGUUUACUAGCUUGAAUAUCAAUGCUAAUAUAUUUAUACGUCCUUUAACGAAUAUGAGUUUUCUUUUGUCUCCCGUACAAUUAUCAUUUUAUUCGAUUGUUGUAUUACAUUUAAGAUAUCACGUAUCCCAAAAUGUGAUUUGUAGUUCAAUAAAAUCAUUGUU
Mercenaria mercenaria is the source of this 958-nucleotide messenger RNA. RefSeq names its product guanylate-binding protein 1-like. The transcript has 5 exons. NCBI's taxonomy places the organism in Eukaryota, Metazoa, Mollusca, Bivalvia, Venerida, Veneridae. Bases 52 to 645 code for a protein of 197 amino acids. The record is from RefSeq and is a predicted model, not a curated record. Gene Ontology annotation, molecular function: GTPase activity; GTP binding.